Molecule: messenger RNA, 3899 nt
Organism: Topomyia yanbarensis
Lineage: Eukaryota; Metazoa; Arthropoda; Insecta; Diptera; Culicidae
Gene: neb
Product: kinesin-like protein KIF14
Exons: 4
Coding region: 220-3681 (1153 amino acids)
Biological process (GO): mitotic spindle organization; microtubule-based movement
Molecular function (GO): ATP binding; microtubule motor activity; microtubule binding
Source: RefSeq, a predicted model, not a curated record
GAAAGAAAACCGGAGAAAACAAUUUUUCAAAACGAUUCUGUUUUGACAGUUUUUAUCUGCAACGAUUUUUGUGCAUCGAGUGUGCUGGUUCGAAAUUAUUGUUUUAUAUCUUGAAAUAUUAUAAUUAAUUCAUAAAAAUGACUCGCUAAUAGUUCCAGAAAACUUAGAAAAAGAUCCGUUGUAAACAUCGCAAGUGCAAACAGAAAUACCGAAUUCAAAAUGAACUCCCGCAUGACGACACCAAAGAUUACCAACCGUUUUGGAUCUCCUUCAAGACUGGUCACUCCAGUACGGUCAAACCUGCCGAAAUCGACGAUGAGUAGUUCGUUGUUGUCCGGAAGUAAUAGAGGUAAAUUAAAUGCCUCCAGCAGCGAGAGCUUGAGCUCUGCUCCAUCAUCGGCCAUGAAGACCCCGAAGAAUCCAUCAGCUUUGUUUGCUAAUGCCAAAUCUAAAUCAUCAACAGCCCUGAACAGUUGCAUGACACCAUCGUCGUUAUUCCGUGGUACCACAUCGGCAACAUCAUUGAAACAUUUUAGUGGAACCCCGAAAUAUGGAGUGAAACAGACACGGUCACAUUUGGACGGAUUUGUUCGAACGACUCCAGAAUGUUUUUCAAAAGUGUCACUAGACAGUCCGCGUGUCGGUCGACAUUCGGUCAAGUUAGACGAUUCAGUAAAAUCUUUGAAAGAUAAAGACGGGAUCAAUGGUGAAAUUAGUAAUUUAAAAGUGGCGGUUCGAGUGCGUCCACUUUCUGUUAAAGAAUGUGUCGAAUCCGUGGCCAACAUUGUUCGAGUGAAAGAUAAUGACGUGAUAGUGAAUACUGGAAAUACAGCUGACAACUCGGCUGGAGUGGAACAUUGCUUUCAGUAUGACCAUGCAUUUUGGUCGUGUAAUGCAGACGACCCUGCCUACGUCGGACAAAGUAGUGUAUAUAACGAUCUUAUGCAGCCACUGUUGGAUAAGGCUUUUGAGGGAUAUAAUACAUGCCUUUUUGCAUAUGGUCAAACUGGUUCCGGUAAAAGCUAUAGCAUGAUGGGAUUGGACUCGGAUGAUCUGGAAAUCAACUCUGAAGCGGGAAUCAUUCCCCGAUUCUGCCAAGAGCUUUUCUCUCGAAUCGAAGCUAUCAAAGACCAAAUUCACGUAGAGGUCGAAGUUAGCUAUUUUGAAAUCUAUAACGAAAAGAUUCACGAUCUGCUAGCGGUUUCACACACGGAAGGAGUUUUCUCAGUAACUUCCUCUAGCGCUAAGAAGCCGCCGCUUAAAGUUCGCGAGCAUCCAAUAUGGGGACCGUACGUGGUUGACUUAAGUACCCAUCCAGUUGAUUCCCAUUCCGCACUACGAAACUGGCUCGCCGUUGGCAACAGUCAACGAGCCACCGCUGCCACUGGAAUGAACGAUAAAAGCUCGCGGUCCCAUUCGAUUUUUUCGGUUGUGCUGAAUCUGUCAGAGACGGGAACAGCUCAGGACGAUGGAGGCAAAAAUAUUCAUCAAACCAAGCGAAGCAAAAUUAGUUUAGUGGAUUUGGCCGGCUCGGAGCGCGUUAGUCACACUUGUGCUAGUGGAGAAAGGUUGAAGGAGGGUGUUAGCAUUAACAAAAGUUUAUUAACGUUGGGAAAAGUGAUUUCAUCGUUGGCGGAGUCUAAGAAGAUUCCGACGACCUACAUUCCGUACCGAGAUUCAGUGCUCACCUGGUUGCUAAGGGAAAGUCUUGGAGGAAAUUCGCGAACCGUGAUGUUGGCCACUAUUUCACCAGCAGCAACACAUCUGGAUGAAACACUAGCCACUUUGCGAUACGCCUGUCAGGCACGAACCAUCGUCAACCGAGUCAAGGUGAACGAAGAUCCACAUGAUCGCAUUAUCCGUGAACUGCGAGCCGAGGUCGAACGGCUGCAGGUUUUACGACAGGAUUACGAACGACAAAAACGACAUUCGGCCAAUCAGAACCAUCAGCCGAGAAAAAUAAUUAUCGAGACUUCCGUUGAUGAUGGUGAAGUAGAAGCGUUGCGGCAACAAUUGGCGGAAACCGAACAGGAGUUGGUUAAAGCUCAGAAAUCAUGGCAAGAACGGUUGCAGGAAGCCGAGGAUGUCCGUCGAACGGAGAUGAAGAUGCUGAAACGUAAGGGGUUGGCACUGGAAUUAUCCGCCGAACAGAAGGAACCUUGCUUGGUGAAUUUAUCUGCAGAUCCUAUGCUUUCGGGAACGUUACUGUAUAUUAUUCCGGUCGGGAUGGUGAAAAUUGGACGACCAUCUUCAUUUUCUUCGCCGGAUAUUGUUCUGGAAGGACCGUUAGUAUCGCAUCAUCACUGCUCAAUCGAAAAUCGAAACGGAAAACUUUUCCUAACCGCCGAAGAUGCAGAUCAGUACGAAACUUUUGUGAACGGAGAACUGCUUCGGGACCGGCGCCAGUUGUUCCACAAUGAUCGAGUAGUCAUCGGAGGGUCGCACUAUUUUCGGGUAUCGAACCCACAGUGCCCGAACCGUAGCAAGCAAAUCAUGGUAGACUUUCAACUGGCCCAUCAGGAAAUCCUGCGGGAGCAGGAAAUUCGCCUCCGUCGAGAAUUGGAUGCCGAUAAGCAGGCCGCUAUCGCGCGAAUCGAAGCCGAACGCAUUACCCACGAGCGUCAGUACGAGGAACGCCUUGCGUCGCUGGAGCUGGAGAAGUUCAGAUACAAAUGCGAUAAGGAACUGCUGGAAACGGAGAAGGAAGCAAUGCAAAAGAAAAGCAACGAAACAGAUUUGGAUGGGUCAUUUGUAAUUACCCCGUUCAAGUCCAAUCUGGCGGAGGAAAUUCGGAAGAUCAUGGAACGACCAAGCGAGGAGAGCUUACAUCAUGUUCAGCUUAUGGUCAAGGAAGCAACGCAAAGGUGCGCCGAUUUGGGACUGCACUUUGAGUUUCAACAAUCGCAAGUUUUAGAUGAGCAGGGUAUUUUUAGAGCCGUAGUUAAUAUUUAUGAUAAACCUAAUGACAAAGUUGCGGAAUGGUUACCUGCACGAUUAGAGUACUGGCUUAGCGUGGUUAGAGAUAGAGAGGAUUUAAACAUAGAGAAUAUAUUUGAAAAUUUCGAUUUGGAGUGGAAGGACGAUACCGCAGAAUUUAGACAGAAUAGAAAGGAGUCACGGAACUCUAGUAGAAUAUCGCUCAACUUAAGUUCGGUGAAAGAUAUGAUUUUCGGUAGGACUAGUAUCAGCGGACAGUCCAUUGCACCAAGCGGAAGCGUAAAAAAAUCGGAAGGCCUUCUAAAAUCAAUGUUCAAAAUGAGCACUCCGGCGCACAACAUCCGGAAAGAGCUGUUUUUAGAAGAUUGUGACGUAAGUGACUGCAGCCAGUUGAAUGAUGAGAACACUCCGAACAAUCAGCAAUCGCCCUCCCCUACAAAGGGUCGAUUUGAACUGAAGGUCAACAAUUAUCUCAAAGACAUCCAAGUCGCUACUCUUAAAUUGAAGAAACUAUGCGAGAAACAACAGCGAGGUAACUCUAAAAAGGCCAACGAAAGUGUGAUCGAUUUAGACAGCAGUGUCCGAUCCGAGGAAGGAUUAGCGAGGGAUUUCCUUCGCUCGAUAGGGGAAAUUGAAAACGCUCUCCAGGAUAUGCGAUUUGUGCUGACGGAGCAAAGUGUGAGACAGGCUGCAGCAACAGAACUGGCCAAAACGCCAAAGUCGGUAAGAUUUUUAUUGGAUUAAAGGAAGUUUAUGAUGAUGGAAAAAAACUAUCUCGGUCACAACACUUAAGUUUAAACUUAUUUGUUUAAUGGUGUUUGGGAGAAAGCUGACGCAUUGUGUGUUUAUUUACUUGCCACAUUUGUGAUAGUAUUAAACAGCUCUUUACCCUUUCUGCUAUUUAUUGAUUUUAAGCAAUUCUAUGUACAAAAAUUUGUAUUUUCGGUCCUUUUUAACGUAAU